GAAUAUUGCAUUCUUAUAGGACUGUUUGUCAGUUUGUUUAGUUCAUUAGUACUUUGUGAUUUCUAAUGAGAUAUGAUACAAAAGCCACUGAGGUAAGUCAAAAUGUUUAAGAUCGUGUGGAGUCUCCUAUUGACUUUUUCUGGAAGUCAAGCCUCAAAACCCUUGGCUCAGAGAAAUACUGAAUUUGCAGUGGAUCUUUAUCAAGCUAUUUGUUCAUCUCAGAAGGACAACAUUGUAUUUUCCCCACUUGGAACAACUUUGAUUCUUGGAAUGGUACAACUGGGAGCAAAAGGAAAAGCAUACCAGCAGAUAAGACAAACUUUAAAAGUUCAGGAAAACUCAACUGGAGAAGAAUUUUCUGCACUGAAGUCAUUUUUCUCUGCCAUCUCAAAGAAAAAACAAGAAUUUACAUUUAAUCUUGCCAAUGCCCUCUACCUUCAAGAAGGAUUCACUGUGAAAGAACAAUAUCUCCAUGGCAACGAGAAAUUUUUUCAGAGUGCCAUAAAACUGGUGGACUUUCAGAAUGCAAAGGCUUGUGCAGAGACAAUAAGUGCCUGGGUAGAAAGCAAAACAGAUGGAAAAAUUAAAGGCAUGUUUUCAGGGGAAGAAUUUGGCCCUCUGACUCGGCUUAUCCUGGUGAACGCUAUUUAUUUCAAGGGGGAUUGGAAACAAAAAUUCAGAAAAGAGGGCACAGAACUGAUGAAUUUCACUAAGAAGGAUGGUGCAACAGUCAAAAUUCCAAUGAUGAAGGCUCUUUUGAGAACCAAACAUGGUUAUUUUUCGGAAUCCUCCAUGAAGUACCAGGUUUUGGAAUUACCUUAUAAAGAUGAUGAGUUCAGUUUAAUCAUUAUACUUCCUGCAGAAGAGGUGAGCAUAGAAGACAUGGAAAAACAAAUUACUGCCGAUCUAAUCUUGAAAUGGUUCUCUGAGAUGCAAGAAGAGGAAGUGGAAAUAAGCCUCCCUAGAUUUAAAGUAGAACAAAAAUUGGACUUCAAAGAAGCUUUGUAUUCUUUGAACAUAACAGAAAUAUUUAGUGGUGGCUGUGACCUUUCUGGAAUAACAGAUUCAUCUGAACUGUAUGUUUCUCAAGUCGUGCAGCAAGUUUUCUUGGAGAUAAAUGAAGAUGGCAGUGAAGCCGCAGCAUCUACCGGAGUACAAAUCCCUGUGAUCAUGAGCCUGGCUCCAAACCAAUUUGUAGCAAAUCAUCCGUUUCUGUUUAUUAUGAAGAAUAUCCCAACAGGUUCCUUUUUGUUUAUGGGACGAGUGACAAAUCCUGACACUCAAAAUGUGAAGGGAAGGGAUUUAGAUUCGCUGUGA
This is a messenger RNA of Myotis brandtii (Brandt's bat), 1317 nucleotides long. It is a transcript of the gene SERPINI2, whose product is annotated as serpin peptidase inhibitor, clade I (pancpin), member 2. The record is from RefSeq and is a predicted model, not a curated record. Bases 103 to 1317 code for a protein of 404 amino acids. NCBI's taxonomy places the organism in Eukaryota, Metazoa, Chordata, Mammalia, Chiroptera, Vespertilionidae. Gene Ontology annotation, molecular function: serine-type endopeptidase inhibitor activity. Gene Ontology annotation, biological process: negative regulation of endopeptidase activity. The transcript has 9 exons.